Naegleria gruberi is the source of this 2773-nucleotide messenger RNA. Its product is annotated as regulator of chromosome condensation family protein. The record is from RefSeq and is a predicted model, not a curated record. The coding region runs from base 5 to 2590 and encodes 861 amino acids. NCBI's taxonomy places the organism in Eukaryota, Heterolobosea, Eutetramitea, Acrasida, Naegleriidae. The transcript has 3 exons.
CAAAAUGCUUUCAUCAGCCGCUCCGAUCCAUUUGGCUGCUCUAAAUUUUGCUUUACAGGCCAGUUUGUUAGGAUUUUCCACGUCGAUCAUUCCGGAAGGUACUGGUGAAGUGGAAUUAUUUUCAUCUGAUCGGGCGAUCUCUUCCGAAAAUAUGGAUGAGAGUGAUGAUGGUAAUGGUAGUGGUGCUGGUGGUGAUGGUGAUGGUUCAAAGAAGAGAAAAUAUUGGAGAGAAGAAGGUGAUGAGGAUAAUCCGUUGCAAAAUAUUGUAUUUGUUACUGGUAGAAAUACUAAUACACAAUGUUUGAUUGAUAUUGAUGAUUAUGAGAAACAAAUUAAAUCAUUUGUACAAAGGAUGCAAAGGAGAGUAAAUUUUGCGGAACUUGCUGAUUUAAAACCGAAUGGAGAGUUGGGAGAGAAGGAGAAGAACUUUGGAUUGGAUUUGGCAGAGGAUGACAGCUUGAUGACAUACUUGAUCGGAGUUAAAAUUCCUGAUAGAGUGGAAGGUGCAAAGUUUAGGAUAAAACAGAUUGUUAGUUUGGAAAAUGGUACCAUGAUUUUAAAUGAAUGUGAUUCACAAGUUUAUAUUAUUGGUGAUGUUGGAGAUGGAAUACAGUCUGUGGAAACUCUAUCAAAGAUUUCACUAUACGAUGGUGAUUGUAUGGUGGAAGAAAAAAUUGAAUCAAUUCAUAACGGAGCUGAUUUUGCCUUCUUCAUUACCGAAUCUAAUCAAUUGUAUGCUUUUGGGCAAAAUUUACAAAAACAAUUAUCAAUUCCAAAUUGUUCACAUACAGAACCAUGCAAAGCUCAACAAGUAACUUCUUCUUUAUUUCACAAUGAACGACCAGUCAAAGUUGCAUGCGGUUCUCAGCACACAAUACUUGUAACAGAGCAAGGAAACAUUUACUUUUCUGGAAGAUUACAUAAUUUUGAAAGCUCACAAUUUAUUCUUUGUAGAAUCUCAACAGUCACUACAGAAAGCAUUAGGGAAUACUUAAUUUCACAAAAUAUUGGCAGAAGCAAGGACUUGAUAUUUAAUGGAUAUGUAGUCCAGAAAUCUACGUGCUAUUGGCUUUGGCAAAUAAUGAAUUCUUUAGAUAUCUUCCAUAUUAUCAAAGAUUGGAUUAACUCAUUCUCAUUCGAAAUGGAACAAAUUGGAUUCACUGUUCUGGAAGGAAUUAAUGAAGCACCUAAAGUAGAGGAUAAAACUAUUCAAAGUCAAAAUGCCAUGAAAAGACUUGAAACACUUAUCCAACUGAUAUCAUCUGUUGAAGAACAUAUCACUUCCAAUGAUAUUAUUCAAUUAUUAAUAGCAGUAUUUAAGGAUGGAUAUCUUCAAGCAGGAAAGUAUUCUUCAUUUGAAACACUAUUUUUGAGAGAUUUAGCAUACUUGAUUUUCACUGAAAUAAUUACAAAUUAUCAAUUCGCAAUUCAAAUAUGCACUCUACUUUCUCUAGACAUUUUCAGUGAAAUUGAUUUGACAAAAAAUAUCACUGAACUGUUUGUUUUGAACAUUUCACAUAAGAGAAAGGAUCUCAUUUUCUUUGAAAAUCAAUUUUGCUUUACUCAGAAAGGUUAUCAAGGAGUUCAUCAACUUGUUAACACAUUUUAUGAAUCAUUUAUUGUUACUAAAUGUAACAAACUUUAUCACUUCCCAGCAAAGGGUUACGCUGCACAUUUACUGACCUUUUCUCUUCUGAAUCCUUUCCUGCAAAUAGGGCCAAAAGGAUGCGAAAAUUUCAGGAAUAGAAAUGAUAUUAAUAAUGAGUCAAAACGACAUGUUGUACCAGUCGAUGCCUACUUUGAUAGCGAUACACAAUACUUUAGAGCCUUUACGGAUGUUCUUACAGAAUCAGGAUCAAUACUAAUUGGAGAUGCAUACGAUAACUGGAAGGAAAAUUUAGAAGUUUUGACACUCAUUGAACGUAAUGAUCUGACUAGGAUUCAAAAUCCUCUUCCUUAUCCAAUUUUGAUUGAAAAAUCUGAUUUUGAAUUUAAAAUGUACUUUAAUACUUUGGAAAAUAGGUUACAUGGUAAUAUUGUAAAUAUUUCUAAAUUACCAGAAGGUGUUAUUUUUUCACUAGAAGACUAUACCAGCUUUAUUUUAGGAAGUAAUGCUUAUAGUGAGAUUGGCUACCCGUCAUUUUACAAUGCUACGAAAAAUUUAGAUUCUAGAUUUAUUACGGGUAUUCACAAUUCUAACUAUUUGAACAAAAUGUUAGUUCCUUUCCAAUAUCAUCAAGCUAAUAGCUCAAUAAGAGAUGAUAGAACAUUCUUCUUCUCUGGAGACUCAUCUGGAAUCAGAUCAAUAAGUGCUGUACCUGAAAAUGAAGACGAGCAAGAGGAUGGAACUAAAUUUAUCAAAGAGAGUGAAAAAAUGGUUCAAUUUAAUCAUUUGUCUUUGCUAAAGGUUAGAUUUGCUCCAUACUUAGCUAGAUAUGGAUAUGAUUUGAACCUGAGUAUUGGAUUGGAUAAUAUGAUUGUGUUUUUUACCAAAAAGACAGAACACAACAAUAGUUGGAUUUUCAUGAUUAGAAAACUUGAAAAAUUAGUGGAUAGUUCAAGAUUUGCUGACUGCGAGUUUUUAUUCUAGAAUAAAUCACUACAUUCUGGAAUUCCAUUAGAAACAUGUGUUUAUUCUACCACGUAAAAACUUCCUUAUGGAGAUGGAAUCUAAUUCCAUUUCUUUCAUUUGCAUCCCAAAUGGCAUUCGAAACUGAAGUUACCAAUUGUUCUGGACCACAAACUAAAACACCAACAUAUGCAUUCAAUUCUC